This is a messenger RNA of Rhagoletis zephyria (snowberry fruit fly), 2226 nucleotides long. RefSeq names its product neuropeptide Y receptor-like. Gene Ontology annotation, biological process: G protein-coupled receptor signaling pathway. The record is from RefSeq and is a predicted model, not a curated record. Gene Ontology annotation, cellular component: plasma membrane. Gene Ontology annotation, molecular function: neuropeptide Y receptor activity. NCBI's taxonomy places the organism in Eukaryota, Metazoa, Arthropoda, Insecta, Diptera, Tephritidae.
AAAUUUAAUAACGACAGUUGAAAUAACGAGCUAAAAAUAACAAAAACAAAGUAAUACUUCCUCACAUACACACGCCAACCGGCAUACAACCCCACGUUCAUCGGCCGACGCGCCUAUUUAUCCACAAAUUGUACACAGUAUGGAGCAAUUUAUGCGCGAAUAUGCCGUGCGGAGCAUCCUGCCACAUCUGCACACCUCCGGCGGCGGUGCGGUGCAGCGUUACGUACGCUAUGCAUUAAACUCGGCUAUCGCGAAUAGCCGCAGUAGCAGCAGCAGCGGCAACAACAGCCUACUCACCGCCGGCGAACUGGGUGCCUACAGUGCCGAGAGCAGCAGCGACUAUUACUUUAUCACAUCUGCAUCCGAUGCCCAGCAAUUGCAUAACGACAGUGAAAGUGUCAUAGCUGCAGCGCCCGUGACAUCCGCUGAACUUAUGUCGCAGCGGCUGACCUACAACGAAAGCAGCAAUGAUGCCGCCGCCGGAAGCCCAUCCGUACUGGUCUUAUCAUCGCUCAAAAUGACAAUGAAAAAUGUAGCCAAUUUUGCUAAUACCACAGCUGCAGCGGCAGCGGCAGCGGCAUCUACAGCCAUAGAUGCAGCCACAGACGUGGAAUUUGAUGAGGCGUAUGGCUUUGACGAUAUUAAUAUAACCAGCAUUAUCUGUGAUGAUACAGCGCAGAAUAGCACCGAGGAGGUAUCGGCGCUGUCGACUGUCUACUUUAAAACCGCCGUCUAUCUGAUGUACAUUCCGAUUUUUGUGUUUGCGCUGCUGGGAAAUGGUACUGUGUGCUAUAUUGUGCAGUCGACACCACGCAUGCGCACCGUUACAAAUUAUUUCAUAGCCAAUUUGGCUGUGGGUGAUAUACUGAUGUCGCUAUUUUGCGUGCCCUUUUCGUUUGUUUCGAUUUUCAUUUUGAAUCAUUGGCCUUUCGGCACAGUGCUGUGCAAUCUGGUCAAUUACUCACAGGCGGUGUCUGUGCUGGUGAGCGCUUAUACGUUGGUCGCAAUUAGUAUCGAUCGAUAUAUUGCGAUAAUGUGGCCGCUGCGACCGCGAAUAACGAAAAGGCUUGCAAAGUUCAUCAUAGCUGGAGUUUGGUUCAUUGCCUUGGCCACGGCGGUGCCCAUACUCAUCGUAUCCAAGUUGACACAGCCGGAGCGCUGGUUUGUCGAGUGUCAGCGAUACAUUUGUCGCGAGGAGUGGCCGUCCAAUGAACAAAACUACUACUACACUUUGGCGCUGCUAACACUGCAGUUCCUCGUCCCUUUGACCGUGCUCGUCUUCACCUACACACGCAUCGCCUGCGCCGUUUGGGGCAAACGACCGCCUGGCGAGGCAGAGAACUCACGCGAUCAACGGAUGGCACGCUCAAAGCGAAAGAUGAUUAAGAUGAUGGUCACAGUUGUUAUUGUAUUCACCAUAUGUUGGCUGCCUUUCAAUGUGCUUGUGCUUCUACUCAACGACGAUGACUUCAACAUGUGGGACCCAUUGCCCUACUUUUGGUUUGCAUUCCAUUGGCUAGCCAUGUCGCACAGCUGCUACAAUCCCAUCAUUUAUUGCUACAUGAAUGCUCGCUUUCGUGGUGGAUUCCUGCAGAUUAUUUAUCGUGUGCCAGGUUUGCGUCGAUGUUGUUGCCUGCGUCGUUAUUUGCAUAAUCGUGGCGACCGAAAUUAUGAUGCUACCGGUGAGAUGACCUUCAAAUUCAAUGCUGAUAAUGGUGGAGGUCUGUUGAGGAAACCUAAAAUACGCAUUAGGCACGGACGAUGCAUUCCACUUGCAGCGGGUGAACACCUCAACCACAUACAUCAGCACACGAAGAAAACUCCGAGCGAAUUCCAUGCAAAUGAGUCAAUUUUCAUGUGCCGAACCCACAGUGUUGCGGUAGUGCCAGCCCCAUAGGUGUGGGCAAUCCCGCAUCUCCGUACCGCCCACAAGAACGAAUAUUCAGCCGCCCAUCAGCAAGUCGCGUUUUGUGUGACGAAAGUUAUGUGAUACAGAAUAAACGCACAUACACAUAUGAAUAUGUACAUAUGUAUGUAUGUAUAAAUUAUAUAUCUUCACGCGAAUUUACGGCACUUUGAAAAGCAGUAUCAGCUGCAUAUGGAAAUUGUUUAAGCUAAUUUACAUACAUAUGCACUUAUGUACUUAUGUGUGUCUAUACAUAUUUAUGUAUGAACAUGCGAGUGAAAUUGUACUUUAGCACUGGCAUCUGACGUGCAUAUACAUAU